UCGACAUUUAACGUUAAGUGUGAAUUUAUUACUCACAGAUCACCAAGAUCUUUAAUACUUUAAGGUACUUAUCACUGUAAAAAUCAUUUUAAACAAAGUGGAAUAAUGAAAAGGACUGAGCUUAAAUAUGACGUGGAUGUUUAUGGAAAGCUGAACAUCUGUUAAAAGCUGACAAACCGAUACAAGAUAUAUUGGUUUUCAAUCCAUUGAAGGUGCUGGAUUAAAACAUAAUAAUACCUUUAAUAGAGAAUUAAAACUGACAACAUGAAAGAUCGUAAGAUAGAAAGCACCUUUGAAAUGGAGCAAAGGAAUGGUGAAUCAGAGGUUGAUGGUGUCAAACUUGAAAAGAUUAAACAGGAAAUGAAGAUUUUACGUAGAAAUCGAAUAUGUCAAGCAAUUGCAUUUCUGAUCAUCUUCAUGCUGGAUGUUGCUGAUCUGCUAAGUGACUGGUUGUUAUAUGUUGAUAUAUAUCUAGCAGAGGCAGGUCUAGUCUAUGGGCCACCAGCAAGCAGUAUUAUUAACGCUCUACUGGCAUUCUCCAUCAUCGGUUCCAUAACAUUUAUACUAGAGGCUGUGAAUAUGGGUAAAGAAAUCUUUACAAUGGAAGCAUGGGUUGAUACUGAUCUUAUGUCUGCUAUAAUAAUCUGGAUUGAAGAUGUACCUCAAAUUAUUAUCAAUGUCUUUAUUGCUAUAUGCCGUGAAGAUCCUAUCAGUGUGUUCCAGUUGACGAAAGCCUCUGUUAUCUUACUGAGUCUGGUUAUUCGUAUAAUCGCCUCCCUCAUUCGAUACACUAGUAAGAAAGCCAUAGCUGAAGCAAAAAAACAUACGCACUACACCAACCGCCAUAUUGCUUAUCAUUUCUUUAUUAUGUUUGGUCUCCUUGUUAAUGCAGGAUGUGCGAUAGCUGUCUUUAUCUUCACCCAAACAUCCCGCGAUGCCAGUGGUAACCUCAGUUUCCAAAUCCCUGAUUCUGUAUUCGAGGAUAAAUACAACGAUCAGAGAUAUUUCCAAAAUGUUAGUGUUUAUUUCCAUCAUUCGACCUUUGACUAUGUUGACAGUGAUGCCUCAGACACGAAAGCGAAUUGGAUGCGUUUGAUGAAAAUCAACACCAUUCGUGAACAAAAAAGUAAAAGAGCCUUAUUCAACUAUGAAUAUCAGGAUACGACAGCAGAAUUAAGAAUGGCAUUGUGGGAAAAAAUCAAUGAAGGAAAUUGGGAAGUUCAGGAAUGUUACACUGUCAACAAAGUGACAAAACAAAUAACGAACGAGACUAACUGUGCUACAUUUCUGACUGGAUCAUCCACGUCUGUGAUAUUUCUGUUCUAUUUUGUCUCCCCUGACACAUUUUUCAGGCGCCUUCUUUUUGGUGACAUAAAAUAUAAUUUAAAAGUGAACGAUACAAGUACGUGCAAAAAUGUGGAUGACUUAACAGACUCAAUUGAAGAUGGAAUUGCAAAAAAUCUUCCCACUAUACAUUAUUAUCGUACAACUGAAUCAGAAGUCUAUCAUUUGUUGUCUGAUAAUGGUCAAGUGAGGUUUUACAAGAAUGAUGCUGAUUUUGAAGAUAUAGAGAGUGUAUGGGAGACGGGAUGGGGUAAAUGUGAUCCUACUGGUACACUGGCACCACAUGCUGAUGAUUCUCUACAUGCACCAUGUUAUAAGACAACAUAAAACUUUAAAUAUAUUCCAUUUUAACAUAUAUUAAUCUGAACACAUAGUUCUAUGGAAGCUUAUCACUUGUGUAAAAUCUUUAAUUCUGUUGUACCUAAGAUGACUUCAUAUAAAUACAUGUCUGUAAAUACAGGAGUAUCAAUCAGGUAAAACUAAUGGUUCGUUAUUCGUCACUGGUGACUUAUCAAUAAUAUUCCAAACACUAUACAUGUUGUGACAACAUGCUGUGCACUCGAAAAGAUAUUCCAAAUAGUGACCUUCACCAUCCAAAAACUCAAAAUGUGUAAAUACCACACAUAUUGAAUGCUAAUAUUUUUUCCAUGGCCAGUAAAGCACACGCAUGUUUUGGGUCCUUAACCUGAGAUUUGCAAGCAGUAAAUAUUAUUAAUAUCAAACAGAAGCAAAACUGGCUGUGUGUUUAUUAAUCUCACUGAAACAUAUGACUGGUUCAGCGAAACUAUGUGUCAAGCAGUAAAUACAAACAAACCGGUUCAUACGCCUUUAUAAUUCAUGCUUAGGACGAACCAUAAGAUGUCAUAUUGAAUACCAAAGAGGUCACUGUUUUCCUCAAUUUUAUUAUAUAUCUCUCUGGGAAUGUGUACCUAAUGUACUGUUUAUUGAUAUUUUCUCUAGUAUUGUUUGUUCUCUCUAUGUUUUGUUUUACAGUUUCCCUACUCUGUACAUUAUAUAUACAUCGAUUAUAAACUUUUAAAGUUAACUAAAUUAUCAUCACAAUUUAUAAAUCGACAUUGUCUAUUUUUGUGAACUGAACGUUUAUGGGAUUAUAUAUAUAUAUUGUAAUUAUAAGUAAUAUCAUAUGGACCUAUUUAUAAUAACAGUAAAUAUAAAAACACAAAUUUAUAUGGAAAACAAUCACAGUAAAGAUUAAAAAAAAAGCAUACAGUAUUUAUAAAUAGUACCGGUAGUUACUUAAAUCAAAUGAAAUCAAGUUUAAGUUGUACAGAUACCAAAGAAUUAUUUUUACAAUG
Messenger RNA from Patella vulgata (common limpet), 2660 nucleotides. RefSeq lists its product as uncharacterized. The coding region runs from base 265 to 1671 and encodes 468 amino acids. The transcript has 2 exons. Lineage: Eukaryota; Metazoa; Mollusca; Gastropoda; Patellidae. The record is from RefSeq and is a predicted model, not a curated record.